This is a messenger RNA of Drosophila teissieri, 589 nucleotides long. RefSeq lists its product as uncharacterized. The record is from RefSeq and is a predicted model, not a curated record. Bases 1 to 564 code for a protein of 187 amino acids. Lineage: Eukaryota; Metazoa; Arthropoda; Insecta; Diptera; Drosophilidae. The transcript has 2 exons.
AUGGAACACAUGUGCCGCCGAGACUUUUCCCAGACGGUGGUGGUCGAGGAGGACCAGGACGCGGCCCUGGAGGACCAGGUGGUCUUGGAGGACUUGGUGGUCUUGGAGGACCAGGUGGUCUUGGAGGACUUGGUGGUCUUGGAGGACUUGGUGGUCUUGGAGGACUUGGUGGUUUUGGAGGACCUGGUGGUCCUGGAGGACUUGGUGGCCCCGGAGGACCAGGUGGCCCUGGAGGACCAGGUGGCCCAGGAGGACCAGGUCGCGGACCAGGUGGACCAGGUGGCCCAGGAGGACCAGGACGCGGACCAGGUGGACCAGGUGGACCGCCAUGCAACCAAACCACAAGCACGACAACAGAGGCCUCCACAAGCACUUCCAGCACCACAGCUUCCUCCACAACGGCGUCCUCCACCACAGCUUCCUCCACUACGGUGUCCUCCACCACAGAGUCCUCUACGGAAUCCACGGAAUCUACCACCGCCACCACCGCAGCAUAAUUCGCUUGACAUGUUCCCGUUCGAGUUUUGCCUAAUUGGUUUGGUCAGAAAUGAGUGUAUAUAUUAAAAAGCGAAUCUGUGCAUAUGAAAAA